Molecule: messenger RNA, 1398 nt
Organism: Sphenostylis stenocarpa
Lineage: Eukaryota; Viridiplantae; Streptophyta; Magnoliopsida; Fabales; Fabaceae
Source: the annotation of a GenBank genome assembly
AUGGAACACCUAAAUGAGGAGCUAGCAGAACCAGUUAGCCCUAUGGGACAAUACUUCAAUAGCUCUGUUCUAUGCAUAUAUAUUAUUGGAGUUUUGGAAUUUGAAGUUCCCAUAGAUGACUUACAAACCUUCACUCUUAUUAAAGAUGUUUUCCUCCCUAUCAAUCCGCGCUUCUCUUCCAUCAUGGUUGAAGAUAAAGAUGGAGAGAAACGAUGGAAACAAGUUGAAGUCAAUUUGAAAGAUCAUGUGCACUUUCCCAAAUUCCCUAAAGGGGAAACAGUGAAAUCUUAUGACAAGUUUUUUCAUGAUUAUUUAUCAAGCACAGCCAUGGAGCAAUUACCACAAAGCAGACCUUUAUGGAAAAUUCAUGUAAUCACCUACCCUACGAUAGAUGCAUCUAGCAGUAUCAUAUUUAAGCUUCACCAUGCACUUGGAGAUGGUUAUUCUCUCGUUGGUGCUCUUCUUUCUUGUUUACAACGAGCAGAUGAUCCCUCUCUUCCCUUGUCAUUUCCUACUCUAAGAUCAUCAAAGCCACAAUCAUCAACUAAAAACUUUUGGAGAAGAAUUUCUUGGAUUUUGUCCUCUGCCUUAAACACUGCCUCAGAUUUUGGAUGGAGUGUAUUGAAGAGUAGCAUCAUUAGUGAUGAUAAAACACCAAUAAGGUCCGGAGAUGAAGGAAUCGAAUUUCGCCCAAUUUCCAUAUCAAGUAUGGAUUUCUCCCUUGAUCAUAUCAAGAACAUCAAGUCCAGGCUCGGAGUGACAAUAAACGAUGUGAUCACUGGAAUCGUGUUCUAUGGGACUAGGUUAUAUAUGCAAGACAUGGACUUCAAGUCAAAAACAGCAGAAUCCACUGCAUUGGUCUUAUUGAAUACUAGAAAUAUCGAAGGUUAUCAAACAAUAAAUGAUAUGCUACACAAUAAAGCCAAGGGUCCAUGGGGGAAUAAAAUUUCCUUCUUGCACGUACCAAUACCGAAAUUGAAUCAAAACAGAACGUCAAACCCUCUAGAUUUCAUUUGGGACUCACACAAAAUAAUCAAGAGAAAGAAACAAUCUUUAGCUGUUGCCCUCACGGGAACUCUUUUGGACAUUGAGAGCAGAUUCAUAGGACAAGAGGCAGUAGCUAAACACCUUCAAGGGACAGUAACGAAUUCAAGUACAGUGAUUUCAAGCUUGGUUGGACCCAUACAACAAAUGUCUUUAGCCAAUCAUCCUGUUAAGGGCUUGUAUUUCACGUUGGCUGGUGGACCUGAGAGUCUUGCCAUUUCAAUCAUGAGCUAUGUGAGAGUGCUUAGGGUUACCCUAAAAUUAGAAAAGGACUUUAUAGAUGAAGAAAAAUUGAAGUCAUGCAUACAAAAUGCAUUUCAGAUGAUACACAAAGCAGCUACAGCAAAUUCCUGA